ACCUCGGUGACAAGACAAUUAUUGCCACGCUUGCCACGUAAGAUCCGCUAGAGACUGAUAGAAGCAAGUGCUACGUGUUCACCCGAACAUAUCCGUGUUUACGAUAAGAACAUUUCUUUCUCGCGAGAUAACAUUAUCGAUGCGAGUGAAUGUAAAAAGCUGCUAGUAUCAUAAACAUAAAUCUAUAGCGUAUCUUUUCUUUACGUGACCCUCAUUCACUUGUUGUCUCACGAAUUUCUGUGUCGCGGAUAACUACGUAAACUAAUUUGUCAGCAGCCCAGCGGUAUCAGGUAUCACUGCACGCACUGGACCUGGACGGGCUGGACGCCAUACGUCAUACGUGUGAUACGUGGCCACUUGGCUCCGUGGCCGUGGCCCGUGGCGACUGGCGUGGCCCGCCAUACUACUGACAAUAGUGACAAUAUAUCAAAGUUUCUUCAUUAACAAGACGGUAGACGGUAGUUAACAUAAGUAGUAACAUUGUGUGUUUCAACAACAAAGAGGGCAAUAAGCAAUAUAAAUAAUACCGCGGCGUAAUGCAGAAUAUUCGUAGGAAUGCAUGAAAAAAGAAAGAAAUUACAAACCAUGCGUGCUUUAAUACUUGUGGGUGGUUAUGGCACCAGAUUGCGACCUCUUACUCUAAGUCGGCCUAAGCCACUUGUCGAGUUUGCAAAUAAACCGAUGCUUCUACAUCAGAUUGAAGCACUGGUACAGACAAAUGUAAGUGAAGUUAUAUUGGCCGUUUCCUACCGGGCGCGGGAGAUGGAAGAAGAGUUGGUUCACGAGGCAAAGAAACUGGGAGUAAAACUUAUCUUUUCUCAUGAACCGGAACCAUUGGGUACCGCUGGGCCACUUGCGCUCGCGCGUGAAUAUUUAUCUGCCAGUGAUGAUCCAUUUUUUGUUUUGAACUCUGACAUCAUUUGCGACUUUCCUUUUAAACAGCUCCUCGACGUCCAUGAGAAUCAUGGUAAAGAGGGAACUAUAGUUGUCACUAAAGUAGAGGAGCCGUCAAAGUAUGGUGUAGUUGUAUAUGGAGAAGAUGGAAAGAUUGAGAGCUUUAUUGAAAAGCCACAAGAGUUUAUAUCUAAUAAAAUUAACGCAGGUAUGUACAUCUUUAAUCCGAGCGUAUUAAACAGAAUAGAAUUGAAACCUACGAGUAUCGAAAAGGAAGUCUUUCCAAGCAUGGCUCAGGAUGGAGAGUUAUACGCCAUGGAAUUGCCAGGCUUCUGGAUGGACGUGGGACAACCUAAAGAUUUUCUCACAGGAAUGUCUAUGUAUCUUGCCUCAUUGAGGCAAAAGCAUCCCGAACAGCUUUAUUCCGGGCCGGGUAUAGUGGGCAAUGUCUUGAUAGAUCCAACGGCUACGAUUGGCAAGGAUUGUAGAAUCGGACCCAACGUCACGAUUGGUCCUGGCGCCGUUUUGGCUGACGGAUGUUGUAUUAAACGAAGCACUAUUCUGAAAGCAGCUGUGAUAAAAGAGCAUGCUUGGCUAGAUGGUUGUAUCGUUGGCUGGAGAAGCGUUGUAGGACGAUGGGUGCGAAUGGAAGGUACAACUGUAUUAGGAGAAGACGUUAUCGUGAAGGAUGAAUUAUAUAUUAAUGGCGGACAGGUUUUGCCGCACAAGAGCAUUUCCACUUCUGUACCAGAACCGCAGAUUAUUAUGUGACCAAAGACCGUAAUCUGAGCUUGAGUCGGCUUGAAGGCAGCGAUCAAUCGAAACGACGACUUUUUAAUUCACUUUUAUUAUUUUUAUAUAAAAAAUGCGUCUCUGAGAUAUCUUCGCAUUAUAAAAAUUAAAUUAUUAAAAUUAAAAUGUAACUUUGUUCCACAAGUGAACGUACUGUAGUCUUGUCUUUUGGCAAACUACACAUACUACACACGACACUUAGAAACUUAAAUUACCUAUCUCACAUCAGUGUUGCAAAAAUAUAUAAUCAAUGAUAUCAGCGAGGA
Molecule: messenger RNA, 1952 nt
Organism: Temnothorax curvispinosus
Lineage: Eukaryota; Metazoa; Arthropoda; Insecta; Hymenoptera; Formicidae
Gene: Gmppb
Product: mannose-1-phosphate guanyltransferase beta
Exons: 6
Coding region: 556-1665 (369 amino acids)
Biological process (GO): GDP-mannose biosynthetic process; cell wall mannoprotein biosynthetic process
Cellular component (GO): cytoplasm
Molecular function (GO): GTP binding; mannose-1-phosphate guanylyltransferase (GTP) activity
Source: RefSeq, a predicted model, not a curated record